AUGAUGAUGCGUCGUUUGUUGUCUCCUUCUCUGCGCUGGCGAGGCAGCCGCAGCAUCGCGCUAGCAGCAGCAACAACCGGCUGUCUUUCUUUUGUUGCUAUAAAAAAAUUUAGAGAAGCGAUCGCUGUCACCGGCAAUGCAGCGGAUGUACAGUCCCCCAAUAAGCUGUUUUGUUUACGUUUGGUGUUUGGGAGAGCUCGCUCGCGGCUGCUGGGCCGCCUCAUGGCCUGGCGCAUCCCCGUCUCUCUGCGGCCGCUGCUGAUGUCUAUCUUUCUUCACCUACAGCCUGCAGCAGCAGCAGACAGCCGAUACCCCCUGGUUGCUUAUGAGUCUUUUGGUGAGCUCUUCUGCCGCACGCUGCGGGACAGAGCCAGAGAGAUAAUGGACCUCUCUCCUCUCGCCAUGGUGAGCCCGUGCGACUGUACUGUGUCUGUGUUGGGGGAGGUUGACGGGGAUCGGAUCCCACAAGUAAAGGGCGCCACAUACAGCCUCAAGGCCUUUCUCGGUAUUAACCCCAAAACACAAGAAAACAAUAAAGAUAUAUUUAGCGUACAAGAAAGAGUAAUCCUCAGCGGCAGCUGGGAGGGGGGGGCGAUGCACAUUGCUGCUGUUGCUGCCUGCAACGUGGGGGACAUAAGGCUGGAGAAAGAGCCCGAUCUGAGAACAAACCAAGACCGUGUGGUGCUGAGGCAUUUGGGGGGAGAUGUAGACAUCAGGACGUACAGAGGCAGCAGGAGACAAGAUAAGAGCAGGCAGCAGGCUGGGGGGGGUGGGGCCCCCAGUGGUAGCUAA
This is a messenger RNA of Eimeria mitis, 792 nucleotides long. RefSeq names its product phosphatidylserine decarboxylase proenzyme, putative. NCBI's taxonomy places the organism in Eukaryota, Apicomplexa, Conoidasida, Eucoccidiorida, Eimeriidae. The transcript is spliced from 7 exons. Bases 1 to 792 code for a protein of 263 amino acids. Gene Ontology annotation, cellular component: mitochondrion. The record is from RefSeq and is a predicted model, not a curated record. Gene Ontology annotation, biological process: phosphatidylethanolamine biosynthetic process. Gene Ontology annotation, molecular function: phosphatidylserine decarboxylase activity.